AAAAUUGUCUGUUACAGUAACAAUCAAGCAGAUCCUUUCUUAAGUAUGGUGGACAUGUAGAGAUUUGCAGACGAAAAUUGAACAUUUUUACCGAAAUGUCGCGCGGAAAAGCUAUAGUUGUAAGGAUUCAAAGUCCUGAUGCAGGCACAAAAAGAAUAGAUACAAAAGGAAAUGAAAGUGUUGCCGAAUUUCUUAAUAAGGUACAGAAGACAUUUGAGAUAGGAGAUAUUGGCUGGACAGUAUACAAAACACGAGAGAAGAAAGAUGCUUUAAGAAACUCUAGAGCUAAAACUCUAGACUCCUAUAAGAUAAAACAUGGGGAUAUGUUGUAUCUUUUCCCUCAGUCGACACACUCUGGGGCUGGGGAGAGACCAGGAAGCAGUAGUAGUGUUGCCAUGGAUACAAGUCCAUUUACCACAGACACAGUAAAAGAAGAUGAAGUAGAUCUACUUAUGUACAAAGAAGAUGGCAAAAUUUACAGGAAAAGAGAUGAACAAUUAUGCCAUCAUGGUCCCUCAGGAAAAUGUCUUCACUGUGUUCCUUUAGAGCCAUUUGAUGAAACAUACCUACAAACCUGUGAUCCUCCUAUCAAAUAUCUCUCAUUUCACUCAUAUCUGAGAAAAUUGACAAGCGGAGUAGACAAAGGGAAGUUUGCAAAUUUGGAGAAUGUUUCUUGCAAAAUAAAGGAAGGUUGUAAAGAGCAUCCUCCCUGGCCAGCGGGAAUCUGUACAAAAUGUCAGCCUACAGCUUUAACUCUCAACAGACAGCGAUAUCGACAUGUUGAUUACAUCAUGUUUGAGAAUCCUAACAUCUGUAAUCAGUUCUUAAACUACUGGCGUAGUACAGGUAACCAGAGGCUGGGUAUAAUGUAUGGCAGGUAUGGGCCACAUAAAGAUAUACCUCUAGCUAUCAAGGCUGAAGUUGCUGCUAUAUAUGAACCUCCACAGAUCAAUAGUAAGAACAAGAUAGAGUUACUGGAGGACCCCCAGGAGGAAGCUAUACACAGGUUAACACUGAGGCUUGGACUUGUCCCUGUAGGCUGGAUCUUCACAGAUCUGGUUGCUGAUGAUCUCACUACAGGAACUGUGAAAAACUUCAGAGGCAAUGUGGACUCUCAUUUCUUGAGUGCGGAAGAAUGUAUAAUGGCUGCACAGUUUCAAAAUAAAUACCCAAAUCCUUGUAAAUAUUCUAAAGAUGGUCAUUUUGGGUCUAAGUUUGUAACAGUUAUUGUUACAGGUGAUCAGAAUGGUCAGAUACAUUUUGAAGGUUAUCAGGUAUCAAAUGUGUGUAUGGCUCUGGUUAGAGAUGAAUGUCUUAUUCCAACUAAAGAUGCCCCAGAACUUGGUUACAUCAAGGAAUCUUCAAAUGAACAGUAUGUCCCAGAUGUCUUCUUCAAGGACAAGGAUGAGUAUGGUAAUGAGGUUACCCAGCUUGCCCGUCCCCUACCUGUUGAAUACUUGCUUGUUGAUAUGGGGGCAGCAUUUCCUGUUGAACCACAGUUCACAUUCAAAAUGGCAGAUAAACCAUUCCCAAAGGAGAACAGAAAUGCCACUGGAGAGGUUCAGGAUUUUAAUGCAUUGACUAGUUACAUGCAUCAGUUCACUCCAGACAAGUUUUACGAAGCUGUGUCCGACUUUCAUCUCUUGUUAUACCUAUCCACUACAGACAUGCUGCCUCUAAAAGAAAGGAUUGGAUCACUGUUAGAAGCUAUAAAGUCUGGAGAUGAGGGUUUGGCUCAUCAUUUCAAGAAAACAGAAGAAUGGGCAACUGUUGAGGAGAUGAUGGCUGCCCAUGGCACUUCAUCACCAACAUUGACACGAGAAGGGUCGUAUGUGGGUCCAGGAGCAUCCCCUCUACCACCUAUAGGUGCAUCUGGUGGUGUUUGGACAUGUGCUCAUUGUACCUUUCAUAACAAACAUGAAAAUCAGAACUGUGAAAUGUGCUCUUUGCCAAGGCAGUAAAACUGCCAAGUAUUUUUAUUUAUUUGACAUUUACUAUUCCUUAACCACUCUAAAACUUUUGUGACUACAUGUAUGUUAAGGUAAACAAGUAAAUAUACAUUUUUUUUGGAAUAUCACCGCUUUUUAUGUAGUACAUUGGUAUUUGGAUUUCCCAGGAAGAAAAUGUAUGAAAAAAUUAUUGACAAGUUAAAACAGUAAAGUCGAUUAAAAAAAAGUCAAUAUAAUAUACUGCAUUGCAUUCUUACUGUGCUAAAAGACAGUUAGUGGACAGGAUUGAAGUUUCUUUGACUACCAAGGUCUGAUGGGUUCUCUAUGAGCAGAUAUUUAUUCACUGUUUGAAUUAAUUUAUCAAUUUCAACAAUACGAGGGCUGUCCCAAUAAGUCAUGGAAUUUCUGUGAUAAUGCAAACUGAAUUUCUGACAUAGUUCUAACUGUUUGAUGUCUGACUUUAUUACAAUGUUUUCAACUUUCUCCACUAUUCAUGAUCACUUUUUUCUCAUCUCAUUUUUUCAAGGCCCCGACUGUGUAACCCUGUUCAUUUACCCUGUAAUAGGUAUCCCCCUAAUGCCUUACAAUAUUUCAUUUAUAUAUAUAUUAUAUAUAUUUUAUCUCAUUCUGUUAAUUAAUCACCUGUUAUAUAUUUUUUGAAACACUUGUUUGCUAACACUAGCAAAACAAUCUUGUACUUUUCCACAGUUUUUAACUUAUUUAAACAUCAUCGACUGUUUUGAAGAUAAUACAGUCAUUCGGUUUGUAAAAUGAGAAUUUUUGGCCUGUGCCUCAUUCACCACUUCAGGUCUCUUUUGAUGCUUUAAAAUUUAGUGUAUGCAUAUUUUCCUUAUAGUAAUAUUUCUUAUUUUACUUCAAAUUGAUCAAGAUACAUUUGUGCAAAGUUAUUUAACCCAUUACUUCAUGAGCAUUUUGUGAAAAAUGGCUGUUUUCAUUGAAAAGUCUCCCGUUACAAGUUCAAAUUGCUAUAAUACUAUAAAAACUGCUUCAACACUAAUCAAACUUGCCAUAAAUGUUGACUGGACCAUUGCCCUUGCAAUAACAUGCUCAGUCUUUAUUUGUCUGUUACCAUGGCAACGAGGGGACAUCUCAAAAUUGCCAAAAAUCACUAUUUUGCGUUGAUUUUUUCCAUCAAAAUUGAUUUCAAAGUGCUGCAACUUCUCAAUGGAUUGAGAUAGAGUCAAAUGCUUUUCAGCAUUGGUUACACGUUACCUUAUGAUCAAUCUGGGGUCAUUUAUAGCCUCUCACAAGUCCAAAAUUUGCUUGGCACAUCCCCCUUCUGGUAACCCCCUGAUGUAUCUUUUGGUUGGGGGGCCGCGCCGAAAAUGUGGUCACUUUUUUUAACAACAUUGCUCAAACAAAAACAAGUGUUGGGGGCCUAAAUAAGGCAUUUUUUUCACCAUUUGAGACAACAAAAAGGGGGGGGGGAAGUGAAAAAGGCGUUAAAAGGUGUGUAUAUCGCGUAAUGGGUCAAGGCUUGGGCAUUAUUAUUUUUUUUUGUUUUACAGUGAUUAUCCAUGACUUAGUGGGACAACCCUACUACAUGUAUCCAGUUUAUGACUGCACAAAUUUAAGUUAAAUGAAUGUUUAAUUUUGUUUUAAAACACUUUGGUUUUUGUUUUUUUUGUUACAAACAUUAUUUAUUGGUUCAUAUUAGAUUUCUUUCGGUUUUGUGUUGAAAUGUUUCUCUGGUAUUUAAGUUUCACACUAGUUUUGUAUUUAUAUAUCCCCCCCAAAGAAAACUUUGGGAAGCAUAUACAUAUAGUUGCUGCUUCAUCCUUCCAAGGUUUCUACAUGCUCUCAUACAAUUUCUCCUUUUAACAUCAUUUCUUGAUCGGCAUCUGUCAUAUUUGGUAGGCACAUACCUUCAGUGUUUUUUAACUAGGUUAAAUUAGGGUAUCUUCGGUCAACUUUGGGAAAUACUCAAAAUAGAUUUUUACACUUGCUUGUACUGCCUUCCAUUUAUUGACUGAUGUCUUUCAUAUCAGGUAUGUACAUGUGUAUACCUUUGAUGGACCUCUUUCUCUGGACAGUGUUAGGAGUCACUUAGGUCAAGGUCACUUGUGCUGAAACAAGAUAUUUACACAGACUUGCCUUGAAAUACAUUGACAAAUAAUUAGGUGCAGGGUCAGGCAUCAUUCAUGGUAAUAUGUCUUGUUUCAUUUAGAUAUGUCACUGCUGAUGCUUCAUAUCUAUUCUCUUCCUUACAGGUAUUUUAUAUACAUGUAUAUAAUUUGAUUUUCUAGGAAAAUCAUUAAAUAUAUUAUCUAGUUCUGAUAAUAGUGUUCUGUUUGUUUUAUGCAUGCAACCUGUAUAAGAAUCUGUUUGCGUAACAAGUUUAUUUAUAAUUUGUAAAAGUAUAUGGCCUGCCAAGAUGUUUUACAAUAUGUUGGUAGGAGAAAUCAAGUGAUAUAUAAUGACAGUGCUACAGACUUUAUUUAUAUGUGAAAAUUGUUGUACAGGAAGAUAUAUUUAAUAAAAUACUGCAUACCUAUU
This is a messenger RNA of Ruditapes philippinarum (Manila clam), 4466 nucleotides long. RefSeq names its product nuclear protein localization protein 4 homolog. Bases 96 to 1961 code for a protein of 621 amino acids. Gene Ontology annotation, biological process: ubiquitin-dependent protein catabolic process. Gene Ontology annotation, cellular component: nucleus. Lineage: Eukaryota; Metazoa; Mollusca; Bivalvia; Venerida; Veneridae. Gene Ontology annotation, molecular function: ubiquitin binding; ubiquitin protein ligase binding. The transcript has 15 exons. The record is from RefSeq and is a predicted model, not a curated record.